CAUCAUCAUCACUUUACUUGUCCCUCUUUACGUCUCUUUCAAUUUCUCUCCUCUGAAGAAGAAGAAUCGCUUCUCUCUCUUGGGAGGAGGCUGCCCGAUUACGAAUCCGCCCGUUCUCGUGGAGAUCCCCUGAUUCCCUCAUGUCAGGCUCUCUUGAUCGACUCGCGAGGCCUUGUUUUGAAGGGUGUUCGAGCAACGAUGAGAGAAGAGAACGGAGGUCAGAUUUCGAAGUAUCUGAGGAUGAGAAGAAAACAAGAAUCGGGAAUUUCAAUUUCAAGAAGAAAGCAGCGAAAGCUUCGAGCAAACUCAGACACUCGCUGAAGAAGAAAAGUAGCAGCAGGAGGAGAAGCGGCGAUCGUAAUUUCUCUCUCACCAUUGAAGACAUUCACGACGUCGAGGAGCUGCGUGCUGUUGACGAGUUCCGUCAUUUGCUCGUCUCUGAGAAUUUGCUUCCUCCUACUCUUGAUGAUUAUCACAUUAUGUUGAGAUUCUUGAAAGCUAGGAAGUUUGAUAUUGGGAAAACUAAGUUAAUGUGGAGUAAUAUGAUUCAAUGGAGGAAAGAUUUUGGCACAGACACAAUUUUCGAGGAUUUUGAGUUUGAAGAGUUAGAUGAGGUUCUGAAAUACUACCCUCAUGGUUAUCAUGGUGUUGACAAAGAAGGAAGACCUGUUUACAUUGAAAGAUUAGGACAAGUUAAUCCAAUUAUGCUCAUGCAAGUCACUACAGUUGAAAGAUUCAUUAGGUAUCAUGUUCGGGAGUUUGAGAAAACUAUCAACAUUAAGCUUCCAGCUUGCUGCAUUGCUGCUAAGAGACACAUUGACUCUAGCACAACUAUUCUAGACGUCCAAGGCGUGGGAUUCAAGAACUUUUCUAAGCCUGCGAGGGAUCUCAUAAUCCAGCUGCAAAAGAUUGACAAUGAUAACUACCCUGAGACACUUCAUCGUAUGUUCAUCAUCAAUGGUGGUUCUGGUUUUAAGCUAGUUUGGGCCACAGUGAAACAAUUUCUUGAUCCAAAAACAGUCACGAAGAUUCAUGUUAUUGGUAACAAGUACCAAAGCAAAUUACUUGAGAUGAUUGAUGCAAGCCAGCUGCCAGAUUUUCUUGGUGGCACUUGCACCUGUGCCGAUCGAGGUGGUUGUAUGAGAUCUGAUAAAGGUCCGUGGAAUGAUCCAGAGAUAUUAAAGAUGGUUCAAAGUGGUGGACCGCUCUGCAGACAUAAUUCAGCUCUAAACAGUUUUUCUCGUAUGUCUUCGAGCGAGAAGCCAUCUUUUUCUGGGAUAAAAAUGAGUGACACCUCCACAGCGGAAUCAGGGUCUGAAGUGGAAGAGAUGGCUUCUCCAAAAGUAAAUAGAGGGAUUCGUAUUCCCAAGCUGACUCCUGUUUGUGAAGAUAUUAGGGCCAAUAGUAAAGCAAAUCCUACUGAUUCAUCAGAGUAUGAUUCACCAAUGGUAGACAAAGUUGUGGAUGUUGCUUGGAUGGCCCAUGAAAAGCCAAAGGCCUCAGAAGGUUCAGACGGUACUCCCGGUUUGGGCAAAACAGGAUUGGUUAGUCAUAUCUGGAUGUGGCUAACCGCGUUCCUUGUAAACUUGCUUACGCUUAUCACAGCUGUGGCUGUGCCACAGAGUAAAAGACACAUCCAGUCUGCAACUUCAGUUCAUGAAACAAUCGCUAGAGAGUCUCUUCCUCCUUCACCGGCUGUUGCGACUAUCACGGAGAGAAAUGUGUUUUCUUCUGUUGUUAAUAGACUAGGAGAUCUUGAGAAACAGGUUGAAACACUGCACUCGAAGCGACAUGAGAUGCCUCCUGAGAAAGAGGAGUUGCUUAACACAGCUGUUUAUCGUGUGGAUGCACUUGAGGCAGAGCUCAUCGCUACCAAAAAGGCUUUGCAUGAGGCUUUAGUGAGACAAGAUGAUCUUUUGGCGUACAUAGACCGAGAAGAAGAUGAGAAGUAUCACAAGAAAAAGAAGGUGUGCUGGUGAAGAGAGGAGCUUGGGGUUUGGUUAUAUACGAAAUUACGAGAAGUGGUGAUACGACUCUGCAUUCUGAGUAGGUUGGUAAUUUCGUAUACACCACCAAUCCCUAUAUAGAAGAGAACAAUGUUUAUAUCCGAAUUUAGGUCUCCUAAGCAAAGAUUUGAUUACUUUUGGGGGAAAAUCAGAAAACUGUUUUUUUUUUUUUUUUUUGUGUUGAUAUUCAAAGUACAUUUUUAUUUAUUAUAUCAGUGACUAUUUUCUCUCACUUCCGUCUCUGCAUUGCUUCCGUCGCUAUGAUCAUAA
Camelina sativa (false flax) is the source of this 2276-nucleotide messenger RNA. RefSeq names its product phosphatidylinositol/phosphatidylcholine transfer protein SFH5. Lineage: Eukaryota; Viridiplantae; Streptophyta; Magnoliopsida; Brassicales; Brassicaceae. The record is from RefSeq and is a predicted model, not a curated record.